Messenger RNA from Ostrea edulis (European flat oyster), 8606 nucleotides. RefSeq lists its product as uncharacterized. Lineage: Eukaryota; Metazoa; Mollusca; Bivalvia; Ostreida; Ostreidae. The coding region runs from base 3596 to 7738 and encodes 1380 amino acids. Gene Ontology annotation, molecular function: protein binding. The record is from RefSeq and is a predicted model, not a curated record. The transcript is spliced from 5 exons.
AUUCACUCUCAGCCUGGUUGCGAAUGGCGGUUACGUGUUUGUUAUCAAUGUGUCGCGUAGGAGAAUUUUCAUCACAAAAAACAACAGCCCUGAAAGAUGUUCUUUUGCCUACAUUUAGAAACCGUGGCUUCAAAACCCUAAAUGGGGAAGUGUGUGGGUGGAUAUGGGGAGUGGGAGCGUUUAUCCCUCAUUACAUUAUGUUCAGGCUUCAGUUCAAGCUUAUGUUUGUAAUGCUACUAUCGAGAAAGUGGAGCGGAAAAUCCGUCUACAAAUAUUUACUUUGCUUCCAAAACUGGCUUUGUAUUAACGUAAAUUACAACCCCGAAUUCUAUGUGACUGACACGUAUCACAUGCACAGGUAAAUUCAAGUCUUAUCUGUCCCGCCACUCUUUGAUCACUCGGUAAAUUCAAGUCUUAUCUGUUCCGCCACUCUUUGAUCACUCAUUUUAUCAAUCGGAACAUCGCUCGGCCCUUUACGUCAAGGUAGAAAAAACUCGUGAUCAAGGAGUGACGAGUACAGGAAGCAGUUAGAUAAACAGAAACAGCCGAACGAUUACCAAUGUUUCGAAGACCAGGGCGCUGAGUAUAGCAACAUCAAUUGACCAAUAUUAAGAAAAUCAACUAAUUCAGAGGUGAUACAUCUUACAUGGUACCUAGUGGAGGACGAGCCAGAAGACUACUUGCAGGGACUGUAUGAUGAUUCUGAUGAAUGUUUGGGAUUAUCUCCUUGUUGGGAAAAUUCAAAUGCUGUGUUUUUCAUUAUUUUUUCAAGAUUACAAAAUAUCUUUGAAAAGGAAAAAUCAUUAAUAGUAAUUUUAUGAGAGAAUUAAACAUUGGUGUUUUAUUGCCUAUUUGAUGGAUAAGUUUUCUAUGUAUUUAUUUACAUGUAAAUACCUGAUUGAAAUCCAUAAUAUAUUAUGUAUAUUAGAAGUGGAAUUCAAUAGCAACUAUAAACAUGCAAACAUGUACUAAAGUCAACCUGUGAAUAAGUCAGUUAGCGUUUUUCAGAGAAUCGUUUAAUACAUAUUCUAUGGAGGUCCGGGUUAGAAUACCGUAUAGCAGGUUUAUUUCGCGGGUCUAAAAUGUGUCGAUUUGCUGGCUGAAAGGUAUCCUAAUAAUUUUAGCGGAAUAAAUUUUGGCGGUCAGGGAAGAGUUGUCUCUUUUUCAAAUACUGAAGCCACAUUUGAGUGCAUAUUUAGCAAUUGAAAUUUUCGCGGAAAGCUAUCUAACCACUUAAAGCUAAGAUUAUAACCCCGCGAAAAAAAAACCGCUAGAUGGUGGCUCCUCAGUACCCCUUGCUUGUCGUAAGAGUCGACUAAAAGGGCCGUCCUUCAGAUGAGACUGCAAAAACUAUGGCCCUGUGUAACAGUAGGUGUGGCACGAUAAAGAUCCCUCCCUGCCCAAAGGCUGUAAGCUCCGAACAUAGGCCUAGAUGUUGCAGCCCUUCACCGGCAAUGUUGACGUCUCCAUAUGAGUGAAAAUGUCUCAAAUGGGACGUUAAACAAUAUAUAACCAACCAACCUUAAAUACACCAAAUAAAUAAGAGAAUAUAUUUUUUAGAGUUUAAUUUUUCAUGCAUAAGUUAGCUAUCUAUUAAUAAUCUGGUCAAAUGAUUGGAUAACGGAAUAACUUAUUGAUUAUCAAUUAUUGACUAACUGAUUACUGUAGUUUAUUAUAAUUGAUAUUGGGUAUCCAUGUUCCUGUGUGUUUGUAAUGACUAGACAGUGGUCUGUGUUUGUUUUAAUGACACACCCUGGCUUCGUUUUUCAUGGUUAUUCAUGGUAAACUUAAAAAGCAAAGGUAUCCACACUGCAAAUUCACAAUCCUUUUUCAGUAUGUAUUUAUGUAUAGUGCACUAUCACCACACAAUGGCAUACAUUGAUUCAGGAAAUAUAGAACACCUAUGUACAUUAAAAAAAACAGGAGCUCAUUUUGCACGUUCUGUAGGAACGAUACAUUCAGUAUUUUUUUUUUGUUGUAUUUAUAGAUUAUUACUCUCGUUGUCAAUGGUUUGUUACUAAUUAAACUGAGAUUUUAUAAACUUGAAAAUACAUGUUUGGGAAAGGAAAAAUAUUCCGGCAGUAAUAUGCAGAUAAAAGUCGGGACAAAGAAUUCAAAGUCGAAACAUUGCUCACAAAAAGGUCUUGUAUGCAAGCAUACGUAUAUCAAUUUUUAUUUUGAUUGGCUAAUGCAAGGUGAAGAUAAUGCACUUAGGUUUGAGACAGUUAAAUCAGUCUUUUCAGCUGUGCCAUCAAGCAUAGUAUUUAAAAAAAGUGUAACUUAUCUUAUUGAGAGUCCAUUGAAAUGUACACUUCAGACAACAUCGCAAUAACAGACAUACAUAACGUCAAAUAUCGAAAGUUUCCAAUAAAGUGUCAUUAGUGAGACUUAGUUAACAACUGUUAAACCACCAUGAAUGAUCACAGACAUCAAGUUACAAGAUCUUUAUCCACGAAAUAAACUAAAUGUUAAACUUCUGUAAUCCCCCCCCCUCAUUUGCUGGGAUUUAAUUAAAUUAUUAAUAAACUGGAAUUAAUCCUCUUUUUCGAAGUACAUGUAGGAGUAGAAUUUUUUUUCGAGAAAAAUAAUGAUUUGUUGAAAUCAUUGUAUGUCUUGGAUUUUUUUUUACCUGGAAUAAGGUACAGAGCGAGGUAUUUUUUGAAAUGUGAGCUCCAUAACUUGUUGGCGAGUCCGAGGAAGAAUCUGAUGAGGAUGAGGACAAUUCCAUAGCUGUUGUCAAACGUAAAUCAUCUCUCAUACUGCACGCAGAACUUUUAAGUUUUGAAGCACAUUUUGCAAAUAACGAGUUGCCAAAUAGUUGUUUCCGUUUGUGCAACUCUUUCAUGCAGUGAGAUGUAAAUCCUGUUUUGGACACUCAUGAAUGUAUUGUUGGUACAAUGGUUUCCACGACAUUCAUAUACAUAUGUACAGAAUAUGUUAAGAUAAUGGAAAAGCAAACUCUAAUCAGAGAGAAUAUCGUAUAGAGAAGACAAGUAUCAAACUUCAAUGUCAUUCUUAACUAAAAUCAUCAAUUGGGUCAAAUACAUGUAUUUGCAAACUGAAUUUAACAGUUCCCGUGGGGAUCCAGGUUAGAAUAGGUCCUCAGUACUCCUUGCUUGUCGUAAGAGGCGACUAAAAGGGGCGGUCUUUCGGAUGAGACCGAAAAAAUGAGGUCCUGUGUCACAGCAGGUGUGGUACGAUUAAGAUCCCUCCCCACUCAAUGGUCAUAAUUGCCGAGCACAGGCAUAAUGCAGCUCUUCACCGGCAAUGGCGACAUCUCCAUAUGAUUGAAAGAUCCUCGACGUUAAACAAUAUUUAAUCAAUUAAUCAAUCAUGAAUUUAACAGCCAAAUUUAACCAGUUUCCUUUGAUUAUAGUCAUUUUAUUGUGAAUCAACUUAAACAGGACUAACUUUUUCAUGGGUGAUGUCAGAGUCUAACAAACAGUCUGUAAUAUACAUGUAUGUAUACAUCAUGAUCCCACGCAAGUCUUCAGCGGAAUAUAGUUAACUCUCCUCCAUUACAGAAGAUCUGAUAUUGCUAGUGUUGUUUAUUUUUCUUUUAUGGUAAUUAGAAAAAUAUUUCUGUCCUGUAGCCAUGGAAACAAAACAAAAGAUGAAAGAAGUGGGAAAAGUGGCAAAGAGAGCAAACCUUGCACAGCUAGAUAUUGAUGAUGAUGACUACGAUGAAGAUGAUGAUUAUGAUAGUGAAAAUAUGUUGGCCCUGCGUUUCCUGGAUGAUGAGGCCUCAGAAGACAGUGAUGAUGAAAUGGAGAGGUUCAAAGAAAAAAAGAAGGAAUCCAAAAAACAGUUACAUGAUCAAAUGGAGAAACUGACAAAUUCAUGCAUUCCACCAAAUGUGAGAGAACAAAACGAUAUUGAUGUUCAGAAAUGGAAAGAGGAAGACAAGCUUUACUAUGAAACCCACAGCUUUCCGUCAAUGAUGGAAAAAGUGAGAAACCAACCUUACGUAACGUUUGUUGGUGUGCCUGGGUCCGGGAAAUCUGCCACGGCUAACCACAUCGCCCUCAAGCUCCAGGAGGAAGGUUACGAGGUUGUACCAACCAAAGACGUCAGGAAGAUGGAGGACUAUGGUGACCCCAGGAAUCCACAGGUUUUUGUUAUUGAUGAUGUGGUGGGUGUCUUUGGACUACAGAAUACUAAAUUAGAUGUAUUGAAUAGUUGCAAAGAGAAAGUAACACAGCCUUGCAUGGUUAAGUCUCGAACUUUGAUAACAUGUAGAGAGGCUGUGUUCAAUGAGACACUACCUUACAAACCAUUCCUCACCAAAGAAGAGACUGUGAUUAAGUUACACAGUUCUGAUCAUGUAUUAGAUGACAAUGACAAAAAACAGAUUCUCCAGAAGUAUGGUUUAAAUGUUGAUCUAAUAUCGCCUGCAUUGCUGACAUCAACAUCUGACAUGUUUCCCCUUCUCUGUAAAUUGUUUUCAAAGGAAACAAAAUUCCAAGCUCUGGGUUCAAAGUUUUUUCUGAAUCCAGUCCCAUGCAUCAUUGAUGCACUUAAUGAUAUGCAAAGACAUAACAAACUGAAUUAUGCAACACUUGUUUUGUGUAUGCUAAAUGAAAGCAGGCUCUCAGAAAACAUUUUAAAGGAGAGAAAAAAUGAAUAUUUCAUAAAUAUGAAAAAUGACACUUUGGAAAAUUGUGAAUUAGAAAGACAGACUGAUGCAUUUAAGGUUAUGGAUGCUUUGUCAGCAAUGGAGGGGAUAUACACAAAACAAUGUUGUGCACAGUACACAUUUAUACAUGACUCCAUGUUUGAAAUAUGUGCUUAUCAGUAUGGCAAACAGUUUCCUGAACAAAUAUUGCUGUCUAUGAGUAGUAGUUAUAUUGCUAAUUAUGUCAAACCACAGACAAGUGAACCAGGUAUGGUUAACAGAGUGAAAGAGAAACAUAGUGAUUCUCAAUCUAUUGAGGGGGUUGGGAGUAACAAUGAUAGUGAUGAGAGAGUGAAACGGAGUGAUUCUCAAUCUAUUGAGGGUGAUGAGAGUAGUGAUGAUGGUUAUGGAAAAGACCAGGAGAGUGAUGAUAAAAACAGUGAGAGGGAGGAGUCGUUUGAUCUGUGUAUAAGGUUAUGUGAAGAUCAGUACCCACUGUUAGCAGAGAGAUUGUACAGAGACAUACAGAACAUGGAACUGUAUGAUGUUUUCAGGAAUCAUGUGUUGAAACAUCCCCAGGUAUAUCAGGUUUUUAUUGGUGUGUUAGAGACAACAUCAUACACAGAAUUGAAAUCAUUAUUUCUGUCCAGUCUGGGAAAUGUAGAUAAGAUAGUGAGUAAACGAAAGCCUGUGGUGGAGGAGAGUUUGGAGAUGAGGGAUUGGAGUGAGUCGGAGAGACAGAAUGCGCUGGUGGAUCAGAGGGAGAAACGAGGUAAGUGGUUGGGACAGGGGGUGCUGUUUGAUUGGGGAAAUAAACGAGAUGAUAGGAGACAAAUAUUAUAUGGACACACAUGCAAUGUGAGGGUGAUCAGCUGGGUGAUUUACUAUGGACAUUAUCAUAUAUUAAAGUACAUAGUACAACAGACUGAACAACACAAUGCAAUAGAUGAAGUAUUUGAGAUAACAGGGAGUUCUGCACAUCAAUCUAAAUCUGGGAGAUAUACAGAUAAUAAACAACAAAGUGAAUAUAAUAGGCUCACGGAAGCAUGCAGAUUACUCUUAUUGAGUUGUUAUAGUGGUGAUGUACAGAUAGUCAGAAUUCUGCUUCCUGACUGUAAGAAAACAAUAAAUGGGAUAGGUCGGAUCAGUGAAGACACCUGCUGGUCUUGUCAUUCACCUCUUACUGUUGCAAGUGAGGGAGGACAUGAAAGUAUAGUGAAGGAGCUAUUGAAGGCGGGGGCUGAUGUCAAUAUACAGAAUAUUGAUGGAGAUACACCACUGAUUGCUGCAUGCAGGAGGGGGCAUUUUAGUAUAGUGGAGGACCUGGUGAACGCGGGGGCUGAUGUCAAUCUAAAGGGUAGACGGUGGAUUACACGGGAGAUAGCUGAUUUCAGACAUUUUAUUAUAGUGGAGAAGCUACAAUAUAUAUAUGGGAAUACUCCACUGAUAGCUGCAUGUAAGGGAGGACAUGUGAAUAUAGUGGAGAAGAUGGUGAAGGCAGGGGCUGAUUGCAAUCUAGAGAGUAGACAAACGCAUACACCACUGAUAGCUGCAUGUGAGAAAGGACAUUUGAAUAUAGUGGAAGAGCUGGUAAACGCGGGGGCUGAUGUCAAUCUACAGAGUAGACAGGGGCAUACACCACUAAUAGCUGCAUGUGAGAUAGGACAUUUGAGUAUAGUGGAGGAGCUGGUGAAGGCGGGGGCUGAUGGCAAUCUAGAGAGUGGACAAGGGCAUACACCACUGAUAGCAGCAUGUGAGAGAGGACAUUUGAGUAUAGUGGAGGAACUGGUGAAGUCAGGGGCUGAUGUCAAUCUACAUACUACAUCGGUGAAUACACCACUGAUAGCUGCAUGUAAGGGAGGCCAUGUGAGUAUAGUGGAGGAACUGGUGAAGUCGGGGGCUGAUGUAAAUCAACAGGAUAUACAUGGCUAUACACAACUGAUAGCUGCAUGUAAGGGAGGACAUAUGAAUAUAGUGGAGGAACUGGUGAAAGCGGGGGCUAAUGUCAAUCUACAGGAUAAUGACUCGAAUACACCACUGAUAGCCGCAUGUAAGGGAGGACAUAUGAAUAUAGUGGAGGAACUGGUGAAAGUGGGGGCUAAUGCCAGUCUACAGGAUAGAUAUGGGUAUACACCACUGAUAUCUGCAUGUGAGAGAGGGCAUGUGAGUAUAGUGGAGGAGCUGGUGAAGGCGGGGUUUGACGUCAAUCUACAGGAUACAUGGGGGAAUACACCACUGAUAGCUGCAUGUAAGAAAGGACAUGUGAAUGUGAUGGAGAAGCUGGUGAAUGCGGGGGCUGACGUCAAUCUACAGGAUACAUGGGGGAAUACACCACUGAUAGCUGCAUGUAAGAAAGGACAUGCGAAUGUGAUGGAGGAGCUGGUGAAGGCGGGGGCUGAUGUCAAUCUACGGGAUAGAUAUGGGUAUACACCACUGAUAGACGCAGUAAGAAGGGGUUCUUUUUCAAAAGUGAAUUACUUUGUGGAGCAUGAAGCUGUCUUGGUUGUUCAGAUUGUGAACAUGAAUGUGUCAGCAGUAUAUAGAGCAUUAAUACUGAACGAAUCGCUUAUAAUGAAAUAUCUCAUAGCGGAACAAAAUGAAAAAAUUCCAGGUAAAUUUAAUGGAAAUGUACACCUAUUUAACUGUCUGGUGGACAUCAGACGUGCUGGAGUUAAAACAGACAGUAGGGAUGAUUUGAUGGUAACAUACAGGAAAGUGUUGUGUAUGGAUAGACAGGGAGAUUUGUGGGAGACAAUCAGUGAGGGAGACUGUGAUAUACUGAGACGUCUGCUGUGUGUGGGUCUGGAUGUCAAUCAGUCGAUACAAUUGUAUGAUACUUACCAUGAUUACAAGUCUGAUGUCAAACCUCUGUUGUAUAAACUGAUUGAUGAUAGUGUUAUUGAUAAAGUGGAGAAGGUGAGGAUCCUGCUUGGGGCGGGGGCGGACGUAACUGUCAGGGUAAGGUAUAAAGGGUUUGACCCUGUGUUAGACAGGGAGGGUCUAUCUGUUUUAGAGAUGACGAGGCGACUGGUGUGUAAUUACAGUCAUAAUGGAAAUUUGUAUAAAAAUACAAAAAGAGUGAUGUGUGAGAUAAAGAAACAUGUCAGAAGACACUCUGUAUAAUCCCUGAUAUAAUUAUACAGGUGUGUUGUUACUGAGUACAAGAGAUAAAGAAACAUGUCAGAAGACACUUUGUAUAGUCCCUGAUAGAAUUGUACAGAGAUAUUGUUACUGAGUACAAGAGAGUGAUUUGUGAGAUAAAGAAACAUGUUACAAUACAUUCUGUAUAGUCCCUGAUAGAAUUGUAGAGAGAUGUUGUUACUGAGUACAAGAGAGUGGUGUGUGAGAUAAAGAAGCAAGUCAGAAGACAUUCUGUAUAGUCCCUGAUAGAAUUGUACAGAGAUGUUGUUACUAAGUACAAGAGAGCGAUGUGUGAGAUAAAGAAACAUGUCAGAAGACACUCUGUAUAGUCCCUGAUAGAAUUGUAGAGAUAUGUUGUUACUGCGUACAAGAGAGAGAUUUGUGUGAUAAAGAAACAUGUCAGAAGAGACGAUGUAUAGUCAGUAGAUGUACUGAAACCUGAUAUGUUACCGGUAUAUUUGAUAUAAUUGAAGAGAUGUUAUUUUGUCAGUAGAUGCACUGAGUAUAAAGUCCGGUAUGUUAUUGGUAUAAUUGUACAUAAUGUUGUCUAAUGAAUUGUUCCGCAUAUCUCUCUCGUUAAAUGUCUGCUUGUUGGUAUACAUUGAUAUAGUGUUAAACAUAGUCUGUGAUUAUGUUAAAAUCAGAUAGAUGUUUAAUAUUAAAGGUUCAUGUAAUAAACAGAAUGUUCAAUGCGAUUAUUGUCUAAACCAAUGAUUAUAAUUAGAUGUACUUGUGUGCAUUGCUUUAUGUUUAUGUACUAUACAUGUUUAUUAUCCAUAAAAUCAGUACCUAGUAGUAGUUUUUCUGGUACAUAAUAUUGGACGAUUGAAAUAAAUAAUGAAUUAAAGAC